This is a messenger RNA of Laccaria bicolor S238N-H82, 492 nucleotides long. RefSeq lists its product as uncharacterized. NCBI's taxonomy places the organism in Eukaryota, Fungi, Basidiomycota, Agaricomycetes, Agaricales, Hydnangiaceae. The record is from RefSeq and is a predicted model, not a curated record. Bases 1 to 492 code for a protein of 163 amino acids. The transcript has 6 exons.
AUGUUGACCAUUCUGUCACAUCUCGCCUUGAAGGAGGGGCCUAAAAACUCGAUACGCAACGUCAAAAUCAGCGACGACGGACGACGCGCAGACGACUUACGAAUGAAUGACGACGAAGAUUGUGAGGACGACGACGAAAGGGGAGUGGACGUCGACAACGAAAGAAGAAGAAUGGGAGGAGGAGUGGGAAUGUUUUCUCGCUUGGCAGUAACUAGCCGAGGGUCCGAGUCUCGUUUCGUGCAGGGUUCGGAUCCAAGGAACCGGGGACGGAGGAAACGAUCUUUGCAUAUCUUCAUUACUAUUGCGGGAAUGGCUCCCGUUUGCGAAAGUUCAGAACGCCUCAAAAAAAUCCAAGCCAAGUCGUUCCAAAUCAAACUGAAAAUUCAGAAUGCCGUUUUUCAAUUCGGAAUCGGGAGAGGAGAUGGAGGACACGUUCGGUGGCCAUCUACACCUGAAUGUACUUACGUGCUUUGGUACUUCCUACGCAAGUGA